This is a messenger RNA of Nematolebias whitei (Rio pearlfish), 1094 nucleotides long. RefSeq names its product secreted frizzled-related protein 2 like (gene sfrp2l). Gene Ontology annotation, molecular function: Wnt-protein binding. Lineage: Eukaryota; Metazoa; Chordata; Actinopteri; Cyprinodontiformes; Rivulidae. Gene Ontology annotation, biological process: canonical Wnt signaling pathway; negative regulation of canonical Wnt signaling pathway; non-canonical Wnt signaling pathway. The record is from RefSeq and is a predicted model, not a curated record. The coding region runs from base 13 to 1023 and encodes 336 amino acids. The transcript is spliced from 3 exons.
GGAACAAGAACAAUGGCUGUUCUUCUGCUCAGCUUGGUUCUCCUCCUAGGACCGUCUCGAGCCUUCGACACCCUGGCUCCAGCCCAGUUCGGACCCCCUUCUCUCGGGUUCAGCUCCUCGGUCCGCUCGGUGUGUAAACCCAUCCCGAGCACCUUGUCCCUGUGCCAGGGGAUCGGCUACAGGAGCAUGUGGCUCCCCAACCUGCUGGGCCACGACUCCCUGAGGGAGGCGCAGCAGCAGUCGGCGCCCUGGCUGCCGCUCGUCUCCAAGCGGUGCCACCGGGACACCAAGAAGUUCCUGUGCUCCAUGUUCGCCCCCGUGUGCCUGCCGGAGCUCAGCGGGCCCGUCAGCCCCUGUAGGAGCCUGUGCGAGGCCGUGCGCGACGGCUGCGUGCCCGUCAUGAGCGCAUUCGGCUUCCCCUGGCCCGAGAUGCUCAACUGCAGCCGGUUCCCGAGCGGAACCGAGCUGUGCAUCCCGGAGGGGCGGACGGAGGAGGAGGUCCGGCAUGAGGAGGAGCUCAAAGAGAGUGUUAUCUGUGAUGUCUGUAGCCUGACUGAUGAAGGAGAGACUGACAUCCAGGACAACUUCUGCCACAGUCCAUAUGCCUUAAAGAUGCGUCUGGGCAGCAUGUCAACAGUGGGGGGCGACCGUCAGCUGGUCCCUCUGGCCCGCAGUCGCAUCCUGAGGUGGGCAGGGGGAGGUGCAGAAAACGCAGAGCAUUAUGGAGGUGCAGUGACCCACAGGGCGUUGUGGCUGCAAGAAGGAGACAGCUGUACGUGUCCUGGUUUAGAUUCUUUAGAUGUGAACAAAAGCACGGAGCUUGAAGAGGAGAAAGUAGAUAAAAGACCAGUGAAGGAAGGAGGGAAGGUGAGGAAUCGGGUCUACAGCGCAUGGUUCUUGGCCCUGGCUCAGGCUGAAGAAGGAAGACUUGUGUUGACUCGACUUGUCAGGUGGACCAGAGGGGACAAAGAGCUGAAGAAGUUCCUCAGAGUUCUUCUUAAAAAAGCCUGUCCAGACAUUUAAGCAGCGUGUCAUGAGUCAUGAAACCACAUACUGCUAGUAACAAAAUCCAACACUGCGAACAAAACCGUGAA